GAAUGUUAAUGCGUCGUUAAUAGUUAAUUGAAAGUUCCAUUUUUACUGCAAAUUAUUUUUUCAUUGUUACAUGGAUAUACAGACACUCGUCGUCGUGUUACUAUGUAUCCCUCUAAGUCGUCAAGAAAUCGACUUCAACCCUUUGGAGACCUCAGCACUGGUUUGUGAGCGACUUGUGUCUAUCAUGAGAACAUAUUCAGAGGAAGCAAAAAACCGUAUUGGCGAAAUGAACACAAUACGCGCGUGUUAUGAAGUUAAUGCGUUAUUUGAAAUGGGUUACGUCGUGUCCGAGCUGCUUGAGCGAUAUCGAAAAAUGGUGGCACAGAUAAAAGGUCCAUAUGAAGAGCACGAGAACUCUCCCGGCGUAGCAUUUGCAACGAAACGCUGCGAGUACGUGCAGAAGUUGUUCUUCGAGAUAUUUCAUUUGUGCAAUAUAGUGCACGAGAUUGAGAAAAAGUGGGCGGAAUCGUUAAAUCGCGAAAAGAGAAGAAUAACGGGUGAAGACGAUGGGAUGGACGGAGACGAGAAACGUAGAAUAAUCGAGGCUGCGAUUGCUAGUUCCCGAGCGGCUCGAUUAAGGGAGAUGAAGAAGAGAAGAAAAUGGCGCAAGCAAAAGGAUAAGUUUGGUUUAAUUGCGAAUCUUAUAAAGAAGAAAGACAGACGCCCACAGAAUAAAUGGUGGCCAUUGGAUUAUGGCUGGGAGAUAGAUUAUUAUUGGUAAUUAAAAUUGAUUCAAUAA
Messenger RNA from Pieris brassicae (large cabbage white), 739 nucleotides. RefSeq lists its product as uncharacterized. Bases 71 to 721 code for a protein of 216 amino acids. The transcript is spliced from 4 exons. The record is from RefSeq and is a predicted model, not a curated record. Lineage: Eukaryota; Metazoa; Arthropoda; Insecta; Lepidoptera; Pieridae.